This is a messenger RNA of Leptidea sinapis, 9472 nucleotides long. It is a transcript of the gene Zip102B, whose product is annotated as zinc transporter ZIP9. NCBI's taxonomy places the organism in Eukaryota, Metazoa, Arthropoda, Insecta, Lepidoptera, Pieridae. Gene Ontology annotation, molecular function: metal ion transmembrane transporter activity. The record is from RefSeq and is a predicted model, not a curated record. Gene Ontology annotation, cellular component: membrane. Gene Ontology annotation, biological process: zinc ion transport; transmembrane transport. The transcript has 6 exons. The coding region runs from base 190 to 1059 and encodes 289 amino acids.
UCGUGGAAAUCGACCGUGUUGCAUAUUUUCUUUGUAAAAUGUAAAAGCUUAUGCUUGAAAUAAAUUUUAAGUAAAAAUUAAAUGAUGACUUAAAAGUUCUAAAGUGUUUAUCCUUAGAGUAUCGCAAAUACUCCAUUCCUUAGUAGGUGAAUGUGUUUUAAUUUAGAAGGGACUUUUUUGUAAACAAAAAUGGAUGGAACAGUAGUCCUUAUUUUGCUUGCUUUAGUCAUGUUAAUUGGCUCCUAUGUGGCUGGAAGUAUCCCUCUUAACGUGAGCAUGUCUGAGGACAAGCUACAAAAGAUUACUGUAUUUGGUGCUGGUCUCCUGGUGGGGACAGCACUUGCUGUGAUCAUACCAGAGGGAGUCAGAUCCUUGCUGUCGGAGCCAACAGUUGUUACCAAGGAUUACACACCAGAACCUGCCAGUCAUACAGAUCUGCAUUCAGUUAUUGGGAUAUCUCUAGUCUUAGGAUUUGUUUUCAUGUUGGUCGUGGAUCAGAUGUCAGCUCGUUACAACGAUACCAGUAAUCCGGUGGAGAAGAAUAUUACUGCUACUGUAGGCCUUGUUGUACAUGCUGCUGCCGAUGGCGUGGCGCUAGGUGCCGCGGCGACCACGGCGCAUGCUGACGUGGAGCUGAUCGUGUUCCUGGCCAUCAUGCUGCACAAGGCUCCGGCGGCCUUCGGACUGGUCACCUUCCUGCUGCACGCAGGCCUGGACAGGAAUCGAAUCCGCAAGCACCUGCUGAUUUUCUCGUGUUCUGCGCCCCUGCUCGCCCUGUUGACGUACUUCGGGAUCGGGAACGAGAGCAAACAGACUCUCACAGACUUCAAUGCAACAGGGAUCGCCAUGUUGUUCUCUGCGGGGACUUUCCUCUACGUGGCGACUGUCCACGUCCUGCCAGAGAUAACCAACCCCCACUCUCACACUCACACCCUGCUGCCAACACAAGAGGGAAUCCCUCCCAAGCGCGGCUUCUCCGGCCUCCGACCCACAGACGUGGCCAUCCUCAUCUUUGGCGCCCUCCUGCCGGUGCUACUCACCAUGGGUCACCACCAUUGAUGCUGGCCCCAAGUGUACAGAGUCUCCAAGAUUCUGUACAGGUGCUUCCUGCUCCUGGUGUGUUUCGAUGUCUACCUACGGUUCUGUAUAUUCCUGUUGCGCCGCGAACGAGCACGCAAUUUGCGGAGACUAUUGCGUGCGCAUUAUGAGUGAUCUCAUAUCGUAUUAAAUUAAAUUUGUAAGCAAAAUUUAAGAACGAUGCGGGACUUGACCCCGCGACCUCUCGGGUUCCGUCCGAUCGCUUUUCCAACCAGUAGAUCCUAGUUAAACAAAACAUAUCAUGAUUUACUAACGAAGCGUCACUCGAACGGUUGGCUAACCCGAGAAGUCGUGGGGUUGAGUCCCGCAUCAUUCAUAAAUUUUGGUUAUAAAUUUUAUUUAAUUAAUCCCAGAAGUGAGGUAUAUCACUUUAAAAAAUAACAAAUAGCUCAUAGUAUAUUUUAAUGUAUGUCAAGAAACGAGCAGAUGGCCCGCCCAGUUUUAGUGGCAUCAUCUGCAACAGUGGUGAAAUCUGAAUCUGAGGCGUACCUUACGAUGCGACUUUAUCAUACAUCUACAAUAUCAGUCAGAGAUUAAUAAAUGCUUCCACGAUGUAAAUUAAGCUCUAUAUUGCAACUGCAAUUUGUAGUAAAUGAAGUUAGAUUUUGUCUAUAAUGUAAUCUAGGCCUAAGGUAAACAUUUCAAGUGUACUAACACGUUACCGAGUGUAACGGUCUCUUUUAUACACUUGUAUAAACCCCGGUAUCUGUUUUACACACAUGUAUAGAAUACAUAGCAUUAUGCUAUUCGAGCCAAACAGUUGAGCAAUUAGUCGCAGCAUGCUAUCCUUGUCACACAAUAUUGGUUGAUAUACUCGCACAUGUACCGUUUGCAAAAAAAUACUCUUAAACAAAUUUCUUAAUAUUUUUCAAUGGUCACUUAUUUGCGUUCCGCAAUUAUAUAUAUUUUAUAAAUGUCCCGCAUUAUUAAAAUGCCCGACAUUUAUAAAAAGAAUUUUUUGCCUUCUGAGAAGAAUUCCACGAUAAAAUUGGUAUUGCAUUUAUUCUAUUAUUAUCAAUAUAUCACAAUAUUAAAAAAAAUUACCAAUUUAUCAUAGCGUAAAAUAAAUUAAAAUCGCAAAGUAGAAGAUACAUUCUAUUUUGUUUAGAUUCAUUAAAGUUACUAAAACACAACAUAGCAACAGGUAACUCUGGUAAACAUAAUAUUAUGUUAUAGCACUAUAGAGUUUUAUUUUCAUAAAAGUUCGUGUUGUGCUUUGGCCAUAGGCAUUGUAAUUCAGAAAGCAAUCCGUCAUAUCAUUUUUAUAUUGAAGACUAGCUGACCCAACAAACGUAGUAUUGCCAUAUAAAGCAAUAAGAAAAAAAAUCAAGAACUAAAAUUUUUGGGGUAUAAAAAAUAGAUGACGACCGAUACUCAGACCUACCAAAUAUUAAAUCGUACAUAAAAUCUACCAACUAUAGGAAGCUAAAAUUAAGUUGUUUUUUAUCUUCUGAGAGAGUUAGAAAGAUAUAAAGAUUAUAAUUACUUAUUCAUUUUAAACUAUUCUUUCAUUUUUGUUUCUGAACGACGCGGGAUACAUCAAAGGAAAAACCAAGUUGUUGUUUUUAUUUAUUUCUGAGCAUUUCUAUAUUUAUUCACCUUUUAAACCUUCUCCGGACUUCCACAAAAUAAUUCAAGACCUAAAUUGGCGAAAUCGGUCCAGCCGUUCUCGAGUUUUAGCGAGACUAACGAACAGCAAAUCAUUUUUAUAUAUAUAGAUUAGUAGUUUAUUUUGGAUGGAAGUAUAAAAUCUUACGAUGGUGCAUAAGCUUAGACUUACUUUACUUUAUAACAGUGACACUUGUAGUUAUUGUAAAUAUAUCACUUAAGGCCACUAUUCCAAGAACCGCCAAAAUAGCGCAUAAUUGAAACCAUUUCUUGACAUAUAAUUUAUAUAAAGCUUAUAUUUUUACAAAAAAAUUAUUAUAUAUCUACAGAAUGUGAGAACUAAAUUCAUUUAUUCUUUACAAAGACAGUGUGAAAAAAAAUGACCAAUAAACUUUAAAAACUAAUCAUUCAAUCUAGAUAAAGGUUGUAUGAAAAUUGUGCACCAAUACUAUAUAACGUGACAUAGUUUUGAAAAGAUAUUUUGUCUGUAAUAAAAUAAAAAUGCUUCUAAUUCUGAAUUAAAAAAUAGGGCGAUCUUGUGCGAGAGAGGUAACCUAGCUCCGCUCGAUUCCUCAAGGCCGUUGGCUCGGUCCCCAGCCUUAAUAUUACGCUCUUAGUCUGCCUAAAAAAUAAAAAAAAUACAUGGUAAAGGCUAGUCAGAAAGAAACAAUUAAGACAAGACUAAACAUAUAAUGAACACAGAUGUAAAUAUUAUCCGAAGUAAUUAACGAUUUAUGGUUAACGUAAAGAAAAUCUACACGCGUGUAUUUUCAGAAGUCACACGAUUUUUGAGACGAAAAUUUAUGACAUCUAUUGUACAUUAUUGUGUAAAUAAACCUCUGUACUAUAUUUGAUUAUAAAAGCUGUAAUUAUAAGUAUGUAAUUAUUUCUAAUAUUUAAAAAUCUUUAUUACAAACAAACAUUAAGUAUUAGACAAAAAUAAGCGGUUGUCUAUGAAUUCUUAGACAUUAAGAUUACAUUUACGGCUGAAACAUGGUAAGAUUAUUAAUAAUAAUAUCAUUAUUAAGCCGCCGUGUAUGACAUUCCUUUUUUCUGUACAUAAUCCACAGCCAAAAUUAUAUGAAAGUAAUAUUAACAUUUAACGCAUUUAACGUUUAACAUAUUAACGCUAUUAUUUUGAACUCAGAAAUUUAAUAAUCUUAAUAUUGACUUACUUAUUAUACUGCCCCAUAAGGCAAAUCCUGUGCUAUGGGUACAAAACAACGAUUUAUUUAAUACUUAAACAUACAAACAUCCAUAUCCAUCGAUUCGUACCCGGGACCUCUAGCUUAGGAGUCAGGGUCACUAACCAUUCGGCUAUUUGGGUUGUGAAUGUAUCUUUAAUGAAAUUUUAUGAAAUAUUUGUUUUACUAUCCUUACUUAUACCUCUCACAGAUUUACAAUCAUACGUAAAUUACCCUACACACACUUUCAUAUUCUGUCAAAUGUCACGACUGUCAUUACUUACAUCUUUAUCGUAUUGUCAUUUUAUAGACUCGAUAACGAGGCAAACUUUAUACCGUUAUUUAUUUUUAACGCUUAAUAAUAAUAUAAUUGUGAAGCAAUUCCUAAGCCGUUAACGUAUCAUGAAGGUACUAAAUUGUCUCAAGUUUCAAUUGUGAAAAUAUUGUAUAGUUUUAUUUAAGUAAGUUUAAUUUAUUGUUGUUCAUAAGAACAAAUGUACGGACAAGCUAUAAUAUGUUUAAUGAUAACGUUAAAAUUAUAUUAUAUGUAUGAUGUUUCAAAAUAUUAUCGUACUUUCACACUCACUAAAUAACUGUUAAACCUUUUACCCUCGCUUAAAACCAAUAGUUUAAAAAACUAUAUUAUUUAAGUAUUUCGUCUUCAGAAUACUUAUCAUUGAUUGUUAUUAUGAAAUGCUCAUCUCUUAAUUAAUGCUAUCGUUAAUUAUACAUUUUGAAGUCCAUAUCGCUGUAGCGAAUAGCAGUGAUAGUCCCUAAUUCUUUUACUUGUUUAACACACGAGCGUGUUGAAUAGAUUCUAAAAUCCAAACGUAUGGAUAUUUCUAUAUGUUAUUAAAAUCAAUGAUAUUUUUAAAAUGCUAUAAAUUAUAUUAACUGUUAUUUCUGUUAAGUUUCACAAAAUUACUUCGACACAUGUUUCUUCAUAUGAGUCAUCUCACAGUGUCACUCUUCAAGCCUUUGGCGAGUCAUCCUGCCCUGAAGAUGCAUCGUAUCGGUGUGUGAAACGUGUCGAAGUGAUUUUGUAGUACUUAGCGAAAUUAACACUAAAGAUCAUUGUUAAUUAUUAUGGAUUUUCGCAAAUUUACGUCUACUUUCAUUAGUCUUUUAAAAUCAAAGUAGAUGGUUUAUUAAAUUAGGCGUUAUUUUGCGGAAAUCUAAAAUUAUCCAAAUGAUUUUUUCUGAGGAUGCCUCGUCGAGAGGCGAAACACGUGUCGAAUUAGUUUAAGACAAAUCGUAGCGGAAUUUACACUCAAAAAAUUCACAGCAUUUGAAUAAAAUCAAAGAAGAAAAUAAAGUUUAAAUCUACUUUAAUAAAUAGAGAACCUAGCCAAUGUGUUAAUUAUAUAUCAUGGUUUAAAUAUGUAAGGGCGGAUUCCACCAAACCGGAGUAAGUUUUUACUCGCUGGUAACAACUGGUAAUCCAAGAUUAACGCUAACCACUAACCUAAGAAUAAUAUAUAAAAAAAGACGAUUUAAAAUAAACAAGCUGCCAACAUUUUACAUAUCACUCUAUUAUCCUACCAAAUUGUAUUUUUGGCAUUGCAUAUCAAGUAAUAAGUAACAAUAGAACAUGGAUUUUUACAGUUUAUACCUACAUUCGUUCACUCUGCGUUCAUCAUUCGAUUUUAAACUAUAUGAUAACAAUACCGAUAUAGCGUUCUCCUCAAGUACGUUGGAAAAAACGGAAACGAAAAUAUCCAACGGUUAUUUUCAAAGAGUAGAAUUAUCUUCGUGUAACAUCGAGUUUGGUUGAAUCCGCCCUAAGUCUAAGAAUGCCAAGUCCUGACACAAUUUGAGAAGCUAGGCUAAUUUUUACUUUAUUUAUUUGAAAACCCAAUAAUCGCACGCUUAACACAUAAACUAAUUACAAAAAAAUAAAAAAUACAAUAUCUAAGUAUACAGAUAAACAACAGGGUUAACACAUCAUUCAUCAAAUGUUAUCUUUUUUACUAAGUUGGGUAACAUUAGUUAAUAAUGUUAGUAAAAAUAGAAUGUAACAAGUGUUAAAAUAAUGUAUAUUUGCAAUUAUUUAACAAUAAGGAUUUACAUUUCAUGAAUUUUACAACAUUUUUUUUUUAUAAAUGUAUAAAGAGUAAAACAAAUAAAAUCUUGCGUGUAGUUUUAAUAAUAGCGAUUAUUGUUUGUGAUAAUUUUGUGAGAAAUUUUACUAUAAUAUUAUAAGUGAUUAAGUUUGUUAUAAUUGUCGUCGGUCACGGUCGUUGACCCUUGAAUAGAAUAAUGUAGGGUGACAAUGAUUUUUAAAGAUGCGUGCUGGUGAAACGUAACAUUCUACCUUUCAUUGCAUGUUUGCUGCAACCAUGGACGUAUAACGCACUCGUACGUUGCUUCCGCCAUUCAGCCGCGAAAGCCCUUUCUGUUCGUUCGAAAAACCGACAAAUUACGGGCCGCUCCGAGCGGCUUGGCGCACGAAAUGCUCUUUUUUCCGCGCACAAUAUGACUACGACAAAUUGUCACAAAGUGUGUACAUGGUACGUUGCAGCGAUGUGUACGGCGAAUUCUUUCAUUGCAUGAUUCAUCUUAAGUUUCGUUUCACCAAUCUGUACGCACCACAAGAUUUUAUUUUACGGGCAUAUAUUAUGUUAUAUUUAAUGUUUUUAUUGGAUGUUUUCGGGCAAUAAAGUAUUUAUAAUUAUUGGGGAAAACUGAGAUAUUUCGGAUCCGAAUUAUACAGCUAUGUAAAGUUUAGGUAUGAAUUCAAUGUCUAAGUUUUUAAAGUAAAUGCGAUUGAAUAUUGCAAAAGAAUUUCCCUCGAAACAAUCUUCCAAAGAUUCCAAAAGGUUACGAUUAAAAGUCGCCUAAACAACCACUACGUCUUUGAGUAUUUACCCAAACGGAGACAGCAUUGAUAGUUGAAUUACUUAUUUCUAAAAAUAUACGAAAGUACAUAAUCAAUUAAAAAAUGGGUUAAGUGCAAAUUUAACUCGCCGACGAAGAGUGCCGUAUAAUCGUACAAAAUAUAAUUACUACUACUUGUUGUGUACUUAUUUAACAUGGGAGAUAAUGAGAUAGGAAGCAUAAUACAAUAUUUUGGUACCAGGCGAUCAUAGUUAAAGAAGAGAAUGUCUUAAGUAUGGCGCGAGUAUACCUUAAUAUAUUCUGACUCCAAGCGCACGACGUAUUUCUGCAUAGACACCAGGAGAACAUAGCGGUUGAAAUCAUGUGUCAUCCUAGCAACAUGUACCAGGAAUUCAUAUGCAGUUUAGAGGUUCAUGCACCAUGCAGCUUUUACUUCUGACAUGUGUACUUUGUACGCACGCAAUGUUUUUUUAUUUGCAUGACGUUUAUUAUAGCUUUUGGUUAUUUAUAACAAAAGUUAUAUACAAAUGAAAUAAAAUUGUUUUUUUUUUAUUUAUUUAAAUUUAAUAUAGCCACGGGCACCAUUGCACUUUGCCACUCCUGCGCACAUCUUACCAACAAUCAACAAUAUUAUGUUCCCUGAUCGACUCUUAGCAAGUCUCAAUGACUCGUUGACAGCUUAUGUGAUAUUAUAAAAUGAAGCGUUGCCUUUCACUGCUCUCGGUUGGAUCCUCGCCUCUCAUACUAACAUGUUUUGGAAUUCAAAGUCAAAAUAUUUUAUUGACAUAAAAUCAAAAGACUGCUCGACAACGUCAAUCGCAAAAAAUACAAUUCAGAUACAUACAUAUUAAUUACAUAAAAGUUUAAAUAUAUUUUCAAAACAAUGCAAACCAGUGAAACAACACAAGGCUGAACCAUAUAAUCCAUUAAAAACAACUAUAAUACUAUUUAAUUCCAUAUUAUAAUGUCGUUUACGUAAUCUUCAAUACUGUAAUAAGCCUUCGACAUAAGUCUGUGUUUAAUAAAAGAUUUAAAUUUAUUUAUUGAUAAUUCAGAUACACUUUAAAUUUAAUACUAUCGCAUGCAAAAGAAUUGUUUAGUUUACAGAGCCUGGUAGGGGGCACUAUAAGCUUGUAGUUAUUUCUAGUGUUCAAAUUAUGUUUGUCGCUUAUUUUACUGUAUAAAUUAUAAUGUUUAUGUACGUGCAGGAGAUUGCUAUAAAUAUAUUGGCCGUACAUGGUCAUAAUAUGAAUAUCUUUGAAUUUUUCGUGAAUUUGAAUGGCGUAUAUAAAAUAGGCAUUGAUCUUAUAUUCCUCUAAGGUCCCAUGAGUGUAUGAGCCGCGGUGAUUGUUUACCAUCUGGUGACCCGUAUGUAUACUCUUGUUUCCCUCAAAAAAGUUGCAAAUCUUUUUCAUUACUUACUUCAUUUAUGUCGUCUCCUUCGGUUAAACACUUUUGACCGUUAGGCACAAAUUAUUUCUGUAACCGAUUAUUACAAUAAACCUUUCCAUGUCUUCUGGGCUCCAAGUAAGCCAAAUCAAGUAUUAUUAAGACAAUAUUGAAUGUUUAUUGCUCAAGUUAUUCUUAUAUUGUUGAAAUUUAGUUUUUUUUUUUUUAUAAUAAAUAGACAAUGAUAUAAAAUGAUAUUAUAUGGCGUUGGAUGGUUGAUGUGUGACUGAUAAAAGUGAGAAUUGAAUUAUUAAAAUAUUGUUGUGAAUACAAAUUGAUGGUUAACGAGCCGUGACGUGAAUCCCUGUGAUUGGUGGUUCAGUAAACAUUGAGCCGUGACGUCAAUCGCUAUGAUUGGUGGUUCAGUAAACAUGGCCGAUUGUAUUUUGUGUAAUAUCUUAAUGUAUUUAUUAUUAUAGUAUUAUACUAAUUAAUACAAAUAAAAUAUACUUCUAGUUUAAAACAACUUCCCCCUGUCAUGUAAUUCUGUAGCGACAAAGGUAAGAUAAAAACAAAAGUUUUUGGAAUAACUUUACUUCGCGUUUAUUAUUAACAUAGUUAAUUUUUAUUUAAAAGUUGGCAUUAUUUUUUAUACCUUUUUUCACAUACAAUAUUUUUUAAACUAAUAUUUAAUAAUUUGAUACUCAAUAUCUGAGGAGUUUUCUUUCGACCCCUAUCCCUGACCCGACACAUUUGACCACUUUGGAAGUGUCUCUCGCGCAACGAAAUUCAGAUUAGAAAAAAAAAUUAUUAGAAACCUCCAUAUCAUUUUUGAAAACCUAUCCAUAUAUCCCCGUCAUCAUUCAUCAAACCCGUUGAUAAAAAAAAAUGAGUUUCAGUUCUAAGUAUGGGGAAUCCCCAUAAUUUUUUUUUCUAUUUUUGUUGUGAAAAUGUUAUUGCGAUUCACAGAAUACAUCUACUUACCAAGUUUCAACAGUAUAGUUCUUAUAGUUUUGGAAAAAUGACGAAUCUAUAAGGGUUCCGUUUUUUGCCAUUUGGCUACCCUAAAAACGCAGCUGGACUGAUAGUGAUAAAAUAGCCAAGCAAUCUGUAUUAAGUUGCGAUCGGAUCAACAGAUUUCUUUUGCCUCCACUGAAGCGAGGCCGAAUCAUAGCAGUAGAAGCUAAUAAUAUGAGCAGAGAUAUUUCUGGGCUUAACUGCCGCUUUAAUUUUUAUGUCCACCAACGAAAUAUCAUUGUCUAUUUAUAUGUACGUUUGUGAAGCAAUAUCUGUUGUAUACCUAUAGUAAUAUUAUUGUUGUACUUUUUUGAAUUUAUUAAAUGCUUUUAAUGUGG